ACUCAGUUUUGUUCAGACUGUCGGCCAGCAGCAGCAGCAGGAGCAGUCCCGGAGAGAGUGAAGUGGGGAGAAACAGCCACAGACAAGUGUCCCGUCCCGAAGAAAACGGCUCUGUCCGGGAAUAAACUAAAAAGCUUUCGUGUGUUUCGACAGGUUUGCUCCAUCGUUGUUCUGAUAGCAGGAGGCAAGGAUGGCAAUGCAGAUGGGUGAGCGUGACAGCGGCAUGAUGAAAGUGGCGCAGUGGCAGCAGACAAUGUAUAGCACAGACUCAGGCAUCCAGUCUGGAGCCACCACAGUCAGAGAUGACGAAGGCGAGUUCAUCACCUCCAAGCAGUACACCGUGACGACCACUGUCACAAAGGAAGAGCCUGACAUGGAGUUCACCACAAGAGCCCAGCGGGUGCGUGCUGCAAUGUUCCCAGAGACUCUGGAGGCAGGCACCACCAUCUUGUCGACUCAAACAGACCCGUCCCAAAUGACCAAUGUUCAGCGACUUGCCGAGCCUUCCCAGAUGCUCAAGACGGCCAUCAUCCAUCUGAUUAACUACCAGGACGACGCUGAGCUGGCCACACGUGCCGUGCCAGAGCUCACCAAACUGCUCAACGAUGAAGAUCAGGUGGUGGUCAGCAAGGCAGCACAGAUUGUCAACCAGCUUACUCGCAAGGAGGCGUCACGGCGUGCGCUGAUGCAGUCCCCUCAGAUGGUGGCUGCAGUGGUGCGGGCAAUGCAGAACACAAGUGACAUGGAGACGGCGCGGGCCACAGCCAGCAUUCUCCACAACCUGUCCCACCAGAGAGAGGGCCUGCUCUCCAUCUUCAAGUCAGGAGGCAUUCCUGCUUUAGUCCGCAUGCUCAGCUCUCCAAUGGAGUCUGUGCUCUUCUAUGCCAUCACUACACUUCACAACCUGCUGCUGCACCAGGAAGGAGCAAAGAUGGCCGUACGUCUAGCUGAUGGCCUGCAGAGGAUGGUUCCCCUGCUGAAUAAGAGCAACCCCAAGUUCCUGGCCAUUACCACGGACUGUCUGCAGCUGCUGUCCUAUGGCAACCAGGAGAGCAAGCUCAUCAUCCUUGCAAACAGGGGUCCUGAGGGACUAGUUCACAUCAUGAGAAACUACAGCUAUGAGAAGCUGCUGUGGACCACAAGCCGUGUGCUCAAAGUCCUCUCUGUGUGCCCCAGCAACAAACCCGCCAUUGUCGAGGCUGGUGGGAUGCAGGCUCUGGGUAAGCACCUCACAGGCUCCAGCCAGCGUCUGAUGCAGAACUGUCUGUGGACGCUUAGAAACCUGUCUGAUGCUGCCACCAAGGAGGAGGGUAUGGACAGCCUGCUGCAAGUGCUGGUGGGCCUCCUUAGUUCAGACGACCUGAAUAUGCUCACUUGUGCCACAGGCAUCCUGUCAAACCUCACAUGCAACAAUGCCUACAAUAAAACUCUGGUCACCCAGAGCAACGGUGUGGAGGCACUGAUCCAUGCCAUACUGCGUGCUGGUGAGAAGGAGGAUGUGACCGAACCUGCCAUUUGCGCUCUGCGCCACCUGACUUCACGCCACCAACAGGCUGAGGUCGCGCAGAAUGCUGUGAGGAAACACUACGGCAUCCCCGCCAUCGUCAAGCUGCUCAACCAACCCUACUACUGGCCUGUCGUCAAGGCUGUGGUUGGCUUGGUCCGCAACCUGGCCCUGUGCCCAGAGAACCAGGCCCCUCUGAGGGACGCUGGAGUGAUCCCACGUCUGGUCAACCUGCUGCUCAAAUCCCACCAGGAUGCCCAGAAACAUGGUUCAUCCGCCCAGCAGACGUACCAGGAUGGAGUGAGGAUGGAGGAGAUUGUGGAGGGCUGCACAGGAGCUCUGCACAUCCUGGCCAGAGAUCCCAUCAGCAGAACAGAGAUCGCCAACCUGCAGACCAUUCCUCUGUUUGUUCAGCUUCUCUACUCUCCAGUGGACAAUGUGAAGCGUGUGGCAGCAGGCGUCCUGUGUGAGCUGGCUCUGGACAAACAGUCAGCUGAGGUCAUUGACAGCGAGGGAGCGUCGGCUCCGCUGAUGGAGCUGCUGCACUCCAACAACGAGGGCAUCGCCACAUAUGCUGCAGCUGUGCUCUUCCGCAUCUCCGAGGACAAGAACUCAGACUACAAGAAGCGAGUGUCUGUGGAGCUCACACACUCUCUCUUUAAACACGACCCUGCAGCCUGGGAGAUGGCCCACAACAGUGCCCCCAUGGAUGGACCCUAUGCAGAUGAGCUGGAUGUUGGUUUCCAAGGCUACGGAGGCUAUGCAGGUGACAUGCCCAUGGAUGGCAUGGAUGGAACAAUGAUUCCAGAGGAUUACGCAGGCAGCAUGGCCUAUGACAGACAACCAUACCCUGAGUACUGACCUGAAAGACCCCGAGGAGAGCGACAAGUGGAAGAAGGAAGUGCAGGAGCUGACAUGGGACGCAAUGGGACAAAGAAGAGAAUAUAGUCAUGAGUAGAGAUUAUUCCCUCUGCUCUCAGCCUGAUGUAACAUAUGCAAUUAUCACUGAGUACAGGACUCAUAAUCUUAACAGGGCUCAACUUUGUUUUAUAGCAUAAUUUUGCUGACUAUAAUUCUGACAGUGACAACGUUUGUAGGUUUCUGUUAGAGAACCUUUUUAAAGUGCGUGUGUGUGUGUGUGUGUGUGUGGGCACAUCUAAGUCUGUGCGUAUGUGAGUGUGUGUUUAUGCUUUCGGGUGGGUAUUAUGCCAAAGAGAUUUUAUUUUGUGAUGAUAAUCAUGUAGCUUCCUUUUUUUUUUAAAGAAAAAGAGAGAAAGAAGAGGAUAAUAGUUGAAAACACUGCCACAGGUGGCUCAACGUGCACGGUGCACCUGCUCACCGCUCUGUUUCUUUUCUUAACGCCUUUGUAACACACACUGCUGUCUAUGCUGUAGUUUUGACACUAUAUACUGUCAACUUUCUCCCCGCUGUGACCCAACACAAAGAGUCAGCGGCACUAAUUCAGUAGGAGUAAACAAACAAGGAGAUGUGGAGGUUUGUGACAGACUUUCGAGAGAGCAGUGUAGGGCUGCCCCCCCCAAUCCCCCACCCCGCCGCCCAACUAUUAUGUAGUUAUCAGCUGACAUGUUUUCGGAGUGUAGAUGUUUGUUUUUAGGGUUAGUUUCUCAUCUUUUCUAAGUUAUUAUCAGUCAUUACCGGAAUAUUAACAGAGAUGUCUUUCCAUUGAAACUGAAUUUUAAAGACAAAAUCAUAUGUGAUUGUAAUUACCUGCAGGACAACAACUAGGUAGUUUUAUAGAUGCGCUCAGCAGAUGUGAGAAAACGUAGUCGGGGACAGCCCUACAGCUGGAGCGAACUACUGACAGGAAAUUUUUUCUUUCUACUUAAUAAGAGUUUUUACUGAAAUUUUGUUUAAUAAAAAUAAAGGAUAUAUUAAACAUA
Scatophagus argus is the source of this 3405-nucleotide messenger RNA. RefSeq names its product junction plakoglobin a (gene jupa). The record is from RefSeq and is a predicted model, not a curated record. Gene Ontology annotation, molecular function: protein phosphatase binding; alpha-catenin binding; transcription coactivator activity. Bases 191 to 2365 code for a protein of 724 amino acids. The transcript has 16 exons. Lineage: Eukaryota; Metazoa; Chordata; Actinopteri; Scatophagidae. Gene Ontology annotation, cellular component: catenin complex; adherens junction. Gene Ontology annotation, biological process: positive regulation of transcription by RNA polymerase II; cell adhesion.